AUGGCUGGCAACGGCUCCUCGCCCUCUUCCGAACCUAAGUCAGGUGCUUCGGAUGGAGUUUCGGCAGGAGGCCCAGAGGGAGGUUCCGAGGGUGGUUCGGAAGGCGGUGCGGCGGAUGGUUCAGAAGCAGGUGCUAGGGCAGGAAGGGAUGGUUCGGCAGGCGAAGAUAGUGGUGCGAGCAGGGAUGGCUCGGCAUUAGGCUCGAGAGGCUCGGCAACCGCCGCAGCAACUGGUGAUGGUGCUGAUGGUGGUGAUGGUGAUGUUGAUGCUGGUGCUGAUGUUGAUGCUGGUGCUGAGAAUGCUGAUGGUGCUGACGAUGCUGGUGGUGAUGGUGAUGCUGAUGGUUCUGGCUGUGACAAUGCUGGUGGUGAUGGUGCUGGUUGUUGUGACAAUGCUGGAGGUAAGGAUGAUGGUGAUGAUACUGCUGGUGACGAUGGUGGUGGUGGGAAUUCUGGUGAUGAUGGUGGUGAUACUGCUGGUGAUGAUGGUGAUGGUGCCGCUGGUGUUGAUGCUGACGCUGAUGCUGGCACUUGGACCCUGUCCCAGCUGACUCUGUCGACCCGCUUGACCCUGUCCCAGUUGACCCUGUCCUAA
Messenger RNA from Closterium sp. NIES-65, 594 nucleotides. NCBI's taxonomy places the organism in Eukaryota, Viridiplantae, Streptophyta, Zygnematophyceae, Desmidiales, Closteriaceae. The record is from the annotation of a GenBank genome assembly.